GAGUGGGAUAUAUUGUAUUUUAUAUCGAUAAAAUUUAGUUACAUUAUGUUUUUGGAUAUUUAUAGGUUAUUAUUUAUUAGAGUUGUAAUAAUUAUUUCAAGUAUAGUAAUAUUUUAUAGUUUAGAAUAUAUAUGUUUAGAUUUAACUAUUAAACGAUUUUAUUAUUUAUUAAUUUUAUUUAUUAUUUCAAUAUGUUUAAUAAUUUUAAGUCCGAGAAUUUUAAGAAUUAUACUAGGUUGAGAUGGUCUGGGAUUGAUUUCUUAUUGUUUAGUAAUUUAUUACAAUAGAAUAAUUUCCUAUAAUUCGGGUAUAUUAACUAUUAUAUGUAAUCGAUUAGGUGAUAUUGGAUUAUUAAUAGGAAUUUGUUUAUGUUCAGUCUAUGGUUCUUGAAAUUUAAUAUUAUAUUUUUUUAAUAUAAGAAUAAUUAGAAUUAUGCUAAUUUUGGCAGCAUUAACAAAAAGAGCUCAGUUGCCUUUUUCUUCCUGACUUCCGGCGGCUAUAACUGCUCCUACUCCUAUUUCUUCUUUAGUUCAUUCCUCAACUCUAGUAACUGCUGGGGUUUAUUUAUUAAUUCGAUUUCAUGAGUUUACUUUAUAUUUAAAUUUAAAUAUUUACUUAAUAAAUUUAUUUAUUAUAACUAUAUUUAUAGCGGGUAUUAUAGCUAAUUUUGAGUUUGAUUUAAAAAAAGUUAUUGCAUUGUCAACUUUAAGUCAAUUAAGAUUUAUAAUAAUAGUAUUAAUAAUAGGAUUUUAUGAAUUAGCUUUUUUUCAUUUGAUUAUUCAUGCUUUAUUUAAAUCUUUAAUAUUUUUAUGUGCGGGUGAUUUUAUUCAUUCAAUAAAUAAUGAUCAAGAUAUGCGUAAUUAUAAAAGUAUAAUAGUAAUUUAUCCAACAAAAAGUUUAAUUAUAAUAUUUAGUUUGUUUAGAUUAAUAGGUUUUCCUUACUUUAGAGGAUUUUAUUCAAAAGAUUUAAUU
This is a messenger RNA of Hylaeus volcanicus, 972 nucleotides long. Its product is annotated as NADH-ubiquinone oxidoreductase chain 5-like. The transcript has a single exon. NCBI's taxonomy places the organism in Eukaryota, Metazoa, Arthropoda, Insecta, Hymenoptera, Colletidae. The annotation marks the transcript as partial. Gene Ontology annotation, molecular function: NADH dehydrogenase (ubiquinone) activity. The record is from RefSeq and is a predicted model, not a curated record. Gene Ontology annotation, biological process: electron transport coupled proton transport; ATP synthesis coupled electron transport.